Molecule: messenger RNA, 3133 nt
Organism: Paramecium pentaurelia
Lineage: Eukaryota; Ciliophora; Oligohymenophorea; Peniculida; Parameciidae
Source: the annotation of a GenBank genome assembly
AUGAAUUAAUCAAAUCUCUUGUACCAACAGAGCAAUUUUACUCCAAUACAAGAGUUAUAGGCCAUUAAUGAAUUAGAUUAUGAUUAAGAAUACUUGAAUACUGGUUUCAGAGGAACAUACAAUAGUCCAAAUUUAGUAAUUAAGUCAUAAAUGGACACUCGUAGAACAAAUGAGGUUGAUUAAUAUUCUAAUUAGGCUUUACUUCCAGAAUGGACGAAACGAGCUUAACGUACUGGUGUUAGUUUAAUGGCAUUCUUUUUUGUAAAGCGAUUUGUUUAGAAAAUACGUAGGCAUAAACAAAAAUUACAAAAUAUAAAUGAAAGUCAUUUAUAAUUGAUUGAUGAUUAGGGAUCUGAUAAGUAAAUAAACAAUACAAUAAUAGUUAAGUCAUGCUUACAUAAAUGAAAUUUGCAAGUCCAGUAUUUUAAAUUAGAAAUGUCUCUAGACUUUUUAGGUAAUAAACAUUAGUGAAUCCAGAGAAUCCAAUAUUUUCAAAUGUAAAAGAAAAGUAUUAAAUGUUGAGGAAAUAUACAUAUGAAAAAUUAUCAAAAAUUCCUUAGUUCCAUCCUGAAAGUCCUAAUAAAUUAAUGUGGGAUUAUUUUAUAACAAUAAUUAGAUUGAUAUUAUUGAUAUUAAUACCACUUGAAAUUGCUUAUACUCCAGGUAUUUUGUUUGUAUAGAUUUUACCACUCACUACUUUACUAUCAUCUUUAUUACUUUUUGAUGUCUUAAUUAGAUUAAAUACUAUAUGUUAUAUAAAAGGACAUGCUGUUUUGGAUAGAUUUGAAAUAGUACGCUAAUAAAUAUUUAGUGUUUUAUUUAUAGAUAUAUUAACAAUAGCACCUUUAUUUUAUUUUUGUAUUCAAAAUGGAGAAUAAAUAUCAAAUUAUUAUCUAAUUAUAUUACUUACAUCUUUGAUGUAAUUCAAACAUAUUAGUGAAGUUAUACAAAAGAGUGAAGAAUCACAAUACUUUAGUAAAUCAUAAAAAGGAAUUAUUAGUUUAUUAAAACUAAUUCUAACUCUAAUGUAUAUAUUACAUAUGUUCUCAUGUAUUUGGUAUUUUAAUUCUAAUUUGAGUGAUGAGUCUUGGAUUUAAUCAAAAUAAUUAGAUUAAUAAUCAUGGUAAAUUCAAUACCUAGAGGCAUUCUAUUUUGCUAUUGUUACAAUGCUAACAAUAGGAUAUGGAGAUAAUGUACCUAAAUGUUCAAAUGAGAAAAUAGUAGCAAUCUUUUUCAUUAUGGGAGCAUGUUUAUGGUUUAGUUAUAGUGUUAAUACAAUUGGUAUCAUUAUUAAAGAAAUCAAUUAAAAUAUGGUUGAAAGAAUUAAGAAAAUAAGAGUUAUUAAUAGAUAUAUGCAUAAACGUAAAAUUCCUUAUGGACUCUAAUAUAGGUAUUCAUUCUAUCUAUAGAUUUUAGAAUUAGAGAAUAUCUUAAUUUCAGAUGGAAAGAAGAAGCUGAAAUAGAUCUUUAAUAAGAAGAAUAAUUAUUAGCUGAAUUAUCAGAGGAAUUAAAAUAAGAAUUAAGACAAUAAUCAAAUAGUGUAUUUUUUAGUCAUUGCUCCUUUUUAUCUAGUAAUUUUAGCCUAGAAUUUUAGAAUGCUCUAUCUUCCCAUAUUGCUCGAAAUAUCAUAUUACCUUAAAAUACUUUCUCCAUCUUUACUCUCUGUAAUAUUAAAUAGCCUCAUCUCUGCUUUGUUGAAUAAGGUCAAUUACAAUACCUUAAUAGACAUCGUCAUUCACUCAAAGGAAUUCAAAGUUAGGGUCAAUUCCUUUAAGUCUAGGAUUUUGUCUCUGAAAAUGAAAACACUCAAAUCUAUUAAGCCAUUGGUUAUGUUAGUCUUCUAACUCUUAGUAAAGUAUAUAUUUUAAUUAAUUAUUAGAGUGACUUUCUUUCUGUUUUAAACAAUUUCCCAAAAGAUUAUUAACAUUAUUGUCAACUCAAAGACAAUAUUUUAUUGAGUAUUCAAAAGAAAUAAUUACCUUAUGGAGUCUAUUGUGCAGCUUGUAAAUAAAAUGAUCAUAAUCUAAUUGGAUGUCCUUAACUAAAAAUAACAAUAGAUCGUGAAGUUGUUGUUAAAAGACACUUAUAUUCUAAACCAUAAGAAAGAAAUAAAUGGAAAAGAUCCUCAAAAAGAACUAAAGAUCUUUUUUAGACAUUACCUGAUUUAGAUAUAAUAGAAUAAUUUACACUUUAUUUUCAAAAUGAAAAAUAAAAAUUAAUUAAAUCAUAAUUACAAUAGUAAUUAGUAUUUGAUUAAGAAGUUGAUGAAAAUCCUAUGAAAUCAGAUGAUUACAUUAUUGCACCUUAAAGUCUUGAACCUAAUAAAUAGAUCCUUUUAAGAAAGUCAGAUUCCAUGUAACUUUCAGAUAACUUUUACUCUUCUAAUAACUUUAUACCAUAACCAUUAAGUCCAAUAAAUAGUAUGAUUCAUUCCCAAAAUCAAAGACGUAAAUAAGGUAUAAUGGAUACUUAAAACUCAUAUGAUUAAAAUAUCUAAUUAAAAAGAGUGUAAAAUCAAAAUGAUUUAGAACUUAAACCUCCUACUAUUAAUAAAUAUAAUACAGCUAAAUUAUCAAUGUAUAAAAAGAAUUAUUUGAGUAAAUACUAAUAAUAAUAACCUCUAAAAUCUUAAUUAGAUGUUGAAUAAAAUUAGUUAACAGAUUUUAAUGAAAUGAUGCAAUAGUAAAUUGAAUAACUAUAUCUGAAAAUGAAAAAGUCUACUAAUAAUGAAUAAUUAGAUAAUAUUAAUUCUAUUUUAGAUAUAGAAAUGCUUUAUUUAUAAUUUAAAUCUGAAUAAGGUUUAGAUUAAUUUGAAAUAGUAAAGAAUUAUGAUCUAUAUAUGGUAAGUAAUAAUAUCAAUAAAGUAUUAUAAGAACUAAGAAAUAAAUCAAUUAGACAUUUUAAUUACAUGAAUAAAUUAAUUUAUUAUAUGUAUUUCCCAUAUGAUUAUGUUAUGAAAUAUUAGAAAAUUCAAUAAAGAGAAAGAUCAAUUAAAACUACUAAAAACCCACCUCGAAAACCUGGAUUAUCAAUAUCAAAGAUUGUAGAACUUAAAAAUGUAUUUCAAAGAAAGCGUUUCACACCUCGUAGAAGUAUUAAAAUUAGUUAAGUAAAUCCAGAUUAAGAAGGAUGA